AAGAAUUGUAAAUAAUAGUUUUAAAUUAAAUUUGAUUUUGAAACAGUUUUUACUAAAGUAAAACAAACCAGAUAAAUAUAAAUAUAUUUAGUAUUUUCGAAUAUCUUUGAAACAAUUAAUUGAACAAAUAUGGAAUAAAGUUUAUCUCUACGAUAACGACGUUUAUCUGAAAAUAUAUAUAUCUGUGUAUUACAAAUUUUGAAAUCUUUAUCACACUUGCAUUGAGAUUAUUCAAGCAGGCAAUAAAAUCAUUUAUGUUUACCUAAGUAUCAAACACGGGAGAAAGUUUUAAUUAUAAAUAUACUUUAUAUAAUUAAGUAUGAGUUGUGACUUAAAAGAUGUAGUGCCAAAUAACCUCGCCAAGAUAAUAAUUAUAGUAUCAGUAACUUUAGGGAUGGUUGAAAGUGCUGCAUGGUUUGUUCUAAGCUUAAUAUCAAUCUGCUUCUUUAGAGGAUACAUUAGACCUUCCAAAUCAAGCGAGUACUUUCAAAGUGAUGUCGGAAGAACAAUUUAUGACUUUUAUUUACAUCGUGGAUUUGAAGCAACGCUUAAAAACACUAUGGCUGAAUACCCCUUAGUUAUUACUGCAACUCCCUUCUUUGCAUUUAUGAUAGUCUAUUUAUGUUUAAGUUUGUGUCUUCUGUUAAAUUCAAGUUUUUUAUUGUGGGCAACCUUGAGUAAAUUCAAGCGGCUUUAUAAAGAGAAUGUUGGCAUUUGGUGCAUUUUAACUGGAAUCAUUUCAUUUAUUGAUAUAAUAUUAAUGAUUUUAUUUGCCAUUAACUAUGUCCAUAUUAAGCAAUUUCAGGAUAGUCAUAAUGAGGGUCGUAGUCCAACUGACGCAAUUGUCCGUACUGCUACGGUAGUUGUAAUGACUUUAUCAAUUCGUGGAUAUGUGCUAUGGAUUAUAAAUGUCGUAUUUGCUGUUUUAAUGGGCUGUUUUACUUACCGGUAUUAUAAAGAGGAUACGCUACUUCAUUCACAUAUGUCUAGUGAGAGCUAUUCGACGUCAACAUCUUCGAGACUUGCAAAUAAUGGAGAUUAUACUAGCAACUUAAUUGGUGAGACCUAUCCACGUAGUUUCUACUCAGGACUUCGUGCUAAACUUUCUCAUAGUCCUACAGCUAAAUUUAUAAGGGCACUGAAUGAACGUGUUGUAAAAAAAUCUAACGAUAACACUACACCAUCUUCAUCGAGUAUACAAACGAAGAAUCCAGAGCAGACAGUCUAUGACAACGUGGAGUCAUACAUACCACCACCCUUUAUUCCAAGGCCAGAUUAUUCACCACCUCUUUCUCCAAGAACAAGACAUCUAAUUAGACAAAGAAAUAACAUGUUACAAAAAGAUUUCAGUUUUAAUAAAAUAUAACUGAAAUGUGCAUAUUUUUAUUUACUUUUAUUUCGUUUUGUAUAGUUUUUAUGGCUUAGUAAAAUUAGUUCACGAUAUUUUACUAAGUCGAAAUUUAAAUACUUUUAUUAUGUGAUAUUUAUUUGCAGAUAUUAAUGUUUGAUUUACUUAAAAAAACUAAUUAACUUUUAGUAAAUAAACUCAUAUUAUCUAACA
Messenger RNA from Sitophilus oryzae (rice weevil), 1561 nucleotides. RefSeq lists its product as uncharacterized. Lineage: Eukaryota; Metazoa; Arthropoda; Insecta; Coleoptera; Curculionidae. The coding region runs from base 320 to 1366 and encodes 348 amino acids. The transcript has 8 exons. The record is from RefSeq and is a predicted model, not a curated record.